AUGCGGGACCUCCGCGCCAGAGCGCGCUUCGCUUUGAUGGCGGCGCGGCCCGACCCCCCGGCCAAGGAGGUCGCGGGCUCCGCCGCGCCGCCCGCCGCCCCCGCGCUCGGCUACGGGUAUCACUUUGGCAACGGAUACUAUAGCUGCAGGAUGUCCCACGGGGUUGGCAUCCAGCAGAACGCCCUGAAGUCUCCCCCCCACGCCUCCAUUGGCGGCUUCCCUGUGGAAAAGUACAUGGACGUCUCCAGUUUGACCAGCACGAGUGUCCCCGCCAAUGAAGUCUCCUCUCGGGCGAAGGAAGUGUCCUUUUACCAGGGCUACACAACCCCCUACCAGCACGUUCCGGGGUACAUAGACAUGGUCUCAACGUUUGGCUCUGGGGAACCGAGACACGAAACAUACAUAUCCAUGGAGGGCUAUCAGUCCUGGACUCUGGCUAAUGGCUGGAAUAGUCAGGUUUACUGUGCCAAAGAUCAGACACAGAGCUCCCACUUUUGGAAGUCGUCCUUUGCAGGAGAUGUUGCACUAAACCAGCCAGACAUGUGUGUCUACCGGCGGGGGAGAAAGAAGCGAGUGCCAUACACAAAACUGCAGCUUAAAGAACUCGAGAAUGAAUAUGCCAUUAACAAGUUCAUUAACAAGGACAAGCGGCGAAGGAUAUCGGCAGCCACAAACCUGUCGGAGAGACAAGUUACCAUUUGGUUUCAGAACAGGAGGGUGAAGGAUAAGAAAAUAGUCUCGAAACUGAAAGACAAUGUUUCCUGA
Molecule: messenger RNA, 765 nt
Organism: Tinamus guttatus (white-throated tinamou)
Lineage: Eukaryota; Metazoa; Chordata; Aves; Tinamiformes; Tinamidae
Gene: HOXD13
Product: homeobox D13
Biological process (GO): regulation of DNA-templated transcription
Molecular function (GO): DNA binding; DNA-binding transcription factor activity, RNA polymerase II-specific
Source: RefSeq, a predicted model, not a curated record